Humulus lupulus (European hop) is the source of this 1956-nucleotide messenger RNA. RefSeq lists its product as uncharacterized. The record is from RefSeq and is a predicted model, not a curated record. NCBI's taxonomy places the organism in Eukaryota, Viridiplantae, Streptophyta, Magnoliopsida, Rosales, Cannabaceae. The transcript is spliced from 5 exons. The coding region runs from base 1 to 1956 and encodes 651 amino acids.
AUGUUAGAUAUUCAAGUAGAAUUGAAUAAGAACCCACGAAAUACCAUUUUAAUGGAACAAGAACAAAGGGCCAGAGAUAAAUACACUUAUUACCAAAGAGCCCAUAACUCUUUUUUAGCUCAAAAGGCUAAAAUUGAUUGGGUUCAAAAUGGUGAUGAGAAUACGGCCAUUUUCCAUGCUUUUUUGAAAGCUCGGAGAGUCCAUAAUAGAAUUAACUGCAUUCGGAAUGAGAGGGGUAUUUGGAUGGAUAAACCAGGGGAUAUUCAACAAGCAUUUCUGAGCUAUUACCAGAAAUUGUUAGGGACUUCAAUGAGGAACAGAAGGAAGGUUUUUCAUUCUAUAGUGGCUGCUGGGAGGAAGGCACCUGGGCCGGAUGGGUAUGGGAGCUCUUUUUAUCAGGACAACUGGGAUCUGGUGGGUCAAGAGGUAGGUGCUGCUGUGACUAACUUUCUAAACACUGGUUUGCUUCUUAAAGAGAUAAAUGCAACAACCAUUACACUCAUUCCUAAAGUCAAGUGCCCGAAUAGUGUCCAGGAUUUUAGGCCUAUCUCUUGUUGUAACGUGAUAUAUAAGGCAGCCACAAAGAUUAUUUGCUCUCGCUUAAGGCAAAUUCUUCCUGAUAUAAUAGCUGAAAACCAAGGUGGGUUUGUUCAUGGGAGAUAUAUAGCCUAUAAUAUUAUGGUUUGUCAGGAUAUUGUUAGGCAUUAUGGAAGAAAGAAUUGCAAACCAAGUUGUAUGAUUAAAAUUUAUUUGAGGAAAGCUUAUGACACUAUUGAAUGGGGUUUUAUUGAAGAAAUGCUGAUUGUUUUCCAUUUUCCCCAAAAGUUCAUUGAUCUCAUUAUGAGUCUUAAACUCUUCUCAAUGACUUCUGGUUUACUGCCUAAUAAUGAAAAGUCAGCUGUGUAUUGUAGUGGCAUGCAGGAGGUAGAGGUGGCCCGAGUGCUUGAGAUGUCUGGUUUUAAUAGAGCUCAUCUCCCUUUCAGAUAUCUUGGCAUUCCUGUUUGUUCCAAAAAAAAUUCAGCAGCUGAGUGUAAUGGUAUCCUUGAGAAAAUGGUUGCUAGAAUCAGAGUGUGGAGUACGAGACACUUGUCUUACAUGGGAAGAGUCACUCUAAUCAAUUCUGUUUUGAUUACUUUGCACUCUUAUUGGGCCCAAAUAAUGGUUCUUCCUAAAAGGUUAUUAAAGGGUGUUGAAGCUAUCUGCAGGGCGUUUCUCUGGAAAGGUUUGGCUGAUAGUACUAGUCCGGGGUUAGUAGCUUGGCAUCAAGUUUGUUUGCCUAAGACAGCUAGUGGUUUAGGCUUUAGGAAGGUUUUUGAUUGGAAUUUGGCUGCAAUGGAAACUGGUGGGAGUACCAGGUGCCUUUUGAUUGCAGCUGGUACUAGAAGCGGGAUGAGAUAUAGUAUUAAAGCUGGUCAUGAACUGCUGUUUGAGCAUCCUGUUGCAGUUAAAUGGAGCAAAGUUGUUUGGGAUAGGCUGAGCAUUCCGAAGCAUAGAUUUGUGCUUUGGCUGGUCAUGAUGCAGAGGCUUCGUACUAGAGAGCAAUUGCACAAGUUUCAGCCAUUAAUAGACCAAUCUUGUCUGCUUCGUGGAGGUGAUAUUGAGAGUAUUGGUCAUCUCUUUUUUCAUUGUCAAUAUAGCAGUUCCUGUUUGCAGAAGAUCAAGCAAAGUUUGGGUUGGAAUUCAGUUUCCUUAAAUCUGGAGCAACUUUUCUGUUGGACUCACAAAGCUAAGAGAUUGAGUGUUGUUCGGAAGAGCAUCCUUUACUCUGUUCUUACAGCCCUCGUGUAUCAUAUAUGGAGAGUGAGAAAUGAUGCUUUUUGGAACAAUAAAGUUUGGCAUGUAGAUAAUACUGUACAAAGAGUUGUUAGAGAGAUUCAGUUUAGACUUUCUCUUGUAAUGCCUAAAAAGGCUAAAGCUAUAGAUAGGGAAUGGGUCACUAAGUUCAGUAUGAGCUAG